UUCCGGUGCAAGGGUUUUCCCUGCACAUUUUCUCUGCCUUUGCCGGUACCUGCGUUCUGCGUUGUGGGAUCUCAAAAGCGUUGUUUCCAGAUGGAGUGCUUUGAAGAUCAAGCCCUGUGUAAGGCAAAGAGUGCAAUCAGAUGUAUCGUCUCCUCCGAAGUUAAGUCCUGAACUGUUCCCUCAAGGUAUCCUAGAGUUACCAACAGCUGGGUAAUGUCUUUUCAUUCUGGUCGUGGAUGCCCCCGGGGCCGAGGAGGAGCUACUGUACGAGCUUCAUCGCAAACCUUUCGCCCCCAAAACCUGAGACAACUACAUCCUCAGCAGUCUUCCAUGCAGUAUCAGUAUGACCAGCAAACUGCAACCACAUCCAUCUAUGUGAACCCUCCAACUACAAACUAUGUACCUCCUAGGCCAGAUUUCGUCCCAUAUCCCCCACCAAUCCCCACUUCGCCUCAAAAUUCAAUCACCCAGUGUCCCCCCCGACCUCCUUUUUCAGGCCAUCAGGUGAGGCAGACAUUCCCACUUCCCCCUUGCUUUCCCCCAGCUCCUCCUCCUGUCCCAAAUCCUGGUAACCCUCCAGUUCUAGCCAAUACAACUGGACAAAACACAUUCCCUUACAUGAUGCCACCUCCAUCCAUACCACACCCCGUGCCUCCACCAAUAAUGCCUCAACAGGUAAAUUACCAGCCCGUGUAUUCUCCAGCAUACACCCAGCAGACCUUUUCGCCUCCUAACUUUAAUAACUACCAACACAGUGCAAGCUCUUACCAAAGCAACAAUGGCAACGCUAAUAGCGGUGGUAACACCAGCAGUGACUUCCGACACCCAAGUCAGUAUCCAGUAGAAAAAUCCCAGGCUGAACGGAGGUCUCCAGAGAGGAGUAAAUAUUAUGAUGAACAUCGCCAUCGGGAUCACUGCCAUGGACACGGAGAUCGGCAUCGCUCCGCUAAUCAUGGGGACCGGCGGGAUCGAGGGAGGAGCCCAGAUCGCCGGCGACCAGAAAGUAGUCGGCAUAGAUCGGAUUAUGUCAGAGGAAGAACCCCGCCCCGCCAUCGAAGUUAUGAAUGGUACAGGGAGCAUCAAAGGGAAAGGCACAGGCACCGUGAUAGUCGGCGAUCACCAUCUACAGAAAGGUCCUAUAGAAAAGAUCACAAAAGAACAGGAAGUCGAUCUCCCAGCCAAGACCGAAAGAGACCCCGUUGGGAAGAGGACAGGGAGCGGUGGUCAGAAAAUGCCAAUAGAGAGAAAAGUUAUACCUCCAUCAAGGACAAAGAGCCAGAAGAGUCAACAGGUGAAAAGAAUGAGGAAGAAGAUGAGGAUCUACUGAAGCCAGUGUGGGUUCGCUGUACCCAUUCAGAAAGCUACUAUUCAAAUGAUCCCAUGGAUCAAGUGGGGGAUUCCACGGUUGUGGGAACAAGCCGACUCAGAGAUUUGUAUGAAAAAUUUGAAGAAGAGCUAGGAAAGCGUCAAGCAAAGGCUAAAGCUGCAAGGCCUCCAUGGGAGCCACCCAAGACCAAACUGGAUGAAGAUGUAGGGAGCUCCAGUGAUUCUGAUUGUGACUCAGAAGAUGACAGCUGCUCCAGCAGUUCUGAUUCUGAAGUUUUUGAUGUCAUUGCUGAAAUUAAGCGGAAAAAGGCCCACCCUGAUCGUCUGCAUGAGGAGCUGUGGUACAAUGAUCCUGGACAGAUGAACGAUGGGCCUCUUUGCAAAUGUAGUGCCAAAGCCAGGAGAACAGGGAUAAGACAUGGCAUCUAUCCUGGAGAAGAGCCUAUUAAACCCUGUCGCCCUAUGACCAACAAUGCUGGAAGAUUGUUCCACUACCGCAUUACAGUGUCGCCUCCUACCAACUUCUUAACAGACAGACCCACCGUCAUAGAGUAUGAUGACCACGAAUACAUUUUUGAGGGAUUUUCCAUGUUUUCCCACGCUCCACUCACAAAUAUUCCUCUGUGUAAAGUAAUCAGAUUUAACAUUGAUUAUACAAUUCAUUUCAUUGAGGAGAUGAUGCCUGAAAACUUUUGUGUCCGAGGGCUGGAACUCUUCUCUUCUUAUCUCUUCAAAGAUAUUUUAGAACUGUACGAUUGGAAUCUGAUAGGUCCUUCAUCAGAAAACAGUGAUACUUCCUGUCCUCGGUUUCAUUUCAUGCCACGUUUCGUGAGGUUUCUUCCAGAUGGCGGGAAGGAAGUUCUGUCAAUGCAUCAGAUUCUCCUGUAUUUGUUACGAUGCAAUAAACCACUCGUGCCAGAAGAAGAGAUUGCCAAUAUGCUGCAGUGGGAAGAGCUUGAGUGGCAGAAAUAUGCCGAGGAAUGCAAAGGGAUGAUAGUGACUAGCCCUGGCAUGAAACCCAGUUCUGUUCGUAUUGAUCAGUUGGACCGUGAGCAGUUCAACCCUGAUGUGAUUACUUUCCCCAUUAUCGUCCACUUUGGAAUACGACCUGCUCAGCUCAGUUAUGCUGGAGAUCCACAAUACCAGAAACUCUGGAAAAGUUAUGUGAAAUUGCGCCACCUGCUGGCUAAUAGUCCCAAAGUGAAGCAGGCAGAUAAACAGAAAUUAGUGCAGAGAGAAGAAGCCCUGCAAAAAAUCAGGCAGAAGAAUACCAUGCGGCGUGAAGUAACCGUUGAGCUGAGCAGCCAGGGAUUCUGGAAGACGGGAAUUCGUUCUGAUGUUUGUCAACAUGCCAUGAUGCUUCCUGUCCUUACACACCACAUCCGUUACCAUCAGUGUCUGAUGCAUUUGGACCGACUAAUCGGCUACACUUUUAAAGACCGGUGUUUAUUGCAGCUUGCCAUGACUCACCCAAGCCAUCACUUGAACUUUGGAAUGAAUCCAGACCAUGCCAGAAAUUCCUUAUCAAAUUGUGGGAUUCGGCAACCCAAAUAUGGGGAUAGGAAAGUUCACCAUAUGCAUAUGAGGAAAAAAGGCAUAAACACCUUGAUCAAUAUUAUGUCACGUCUUGGUCAAGAUGAUCCAACUCCUUCCAGGAUUAACCACAAUGAACGUUUGGAAUUUUUGGGAGAUGCUGUGGUUGAAUUUUUAACUAGGUAA
Python bivittatus (Burmese python) is the source of this 3045-nucleotide messenger RNA. Lineage: Eukaryota; Metazoa; Chordata; Lepidosauria; Squamata; Pythonidae. The record is from RefSeq and is a predicted model, not a curated record.